Molecule: messenger RNA, 1851 nt
Organism: Aspergillus terreus NIH2624
Lineage: Eukaryota; Fungi; Ascomycota; Eurotiomycetes; Eurotiales; Aspergillaceae
Product: phospholipid:diacylglycerol acyltransferase
Exons: 3
Coding region: 1-1851 (616 amino acids)
Biological process (GO): triglyceride biosynthetic process; lipid storage
Cellular component (GO): perinuclear endoplasmic reticulum; cytoplasm
Molecular function (GO): phospholipid:diacylglycerol acyltransferase activity
Source: RefSeq, a predicted model, not a curated record
AUGCCGGUCCGCCGCCGUCAGGUCCAGGACGACGACGUCCGGUCCCCGUCGGGGGCUCCUGCGACGAAACCCGUGGAGGAAACCAAGGAUGAAAAGCCUGUGAAGGUGUACAGCAAAAAACCCAGCAAGCGUCGGUCCGGGUUCAUCUUCGUGCUGGGCGGCCUGUUCGGCAUCUUCAUCGCCCUGUUCUUCGCCAACCAGCAGGAUGUCAUCCGGCUGGACUCGUGGAUGGACUUUAAUAUAGACACCCUCAUGGAUGUCAUUCCGCAGGGAAUGCUCAAGGAUGCGAAGGAAUUCUCCCAACAUGAACGCGACACCGUUAGCUACGAUUCGUUCGCCGUCGGCCUCCAGCUGCAGUCGCAGGGUGUCGAGGCCAAACACCCCAUCGUCAUGAUCCCCGGCGUGAUCUCGACCGGGCUCGAGAGCUGGGGCACCGGCACGGCGUCGCGGCAGUACUUCCGGCGCCGGCUCUGGGGCAGCUGGAGCAUGAUGCGGGCGCUGGUCAUGGACAAGGCCGAGUGGAAGAACCACAUCAUGCUGGACAAGACCACGGGGCUGGAUCCGCCGGGCAUCAAGCUGCGCGCGGCGCAGGGCUUCGACGCCACCGACUUCUUCAUCACGGGCUACUGGAUCUGGAACAAGAUCCUCGAGAACCUCGCGACGAUCGGCUACGACCCCACCAACGCCUUCACGGCCGCGUACGACUGGCGCCUGUCGUACCCCAAUCUCGAGGUGCGCGACCAGUACUUCAGCCGGCUGAAGUCGUACAUCGAGACGGCGGUGGAGGUGCGCGGCGAGAAGGUGGUGCUCGCCUCGCACAGUAUGGGCUCGCAGGUCGUGCUCUACUUCUUCAAGUGGGUCGAGAGCCCGGAUCACGGCGGCGGCGGCAGCGACUGGGUCAACCGGCACGUCGCGUCGUGGAUCAACAUCAGCGGCUGCAUGCUGGGCGCCGUCAAGGGGCUGACGGCCGUGCUGUCGGGCGAGAUGCGCGACACGGCGCAGCUCAAUGCCUUCGCCGUCUACGGGCUCGAGAAGUUCCUGUCCAAGGAGGAGCGCGCCGAGAUCUUCCGCGCCAUGCCUGGCAUCUCCAGCAUGCUGCCCAAGGGCGGCGAGGCCGUCUGGGGUAACGCCACCUGGGCCCCCGACGACCAGCCCGGCCAGACCAUGACCUUUGGCAACAUCCUCAACUUCCGCGAGUCCAACUCCUCCCUCACCCGCAAGAACCUCACCACCUCCGAAAGCCUGGCCUACCUGCUCGACGUCAGCGACGACUGGUACCGCCGCCAGCUGCUGUCCAGCUACUCGCACGGCGUCGCCCACACCACCAAGGAGGUCGAGGCCAACGAGAAGGACCCGCGCACCUGGCUCAACCCGCUCGAGGCCCGCCUCCCCAAGGCCCCGGACAUGAAGAUCUACUGCUUCUACGGUGUCGGCAAACCCACCGAGCGCUCCUACUUCUACCAGGAGGAGCGCGACCCGCUCGUCAACCUCAACGUCAGCAUCGACACCACCGUCACCAACGGCGACGGCGUCGACCACGGCGUCGUCAUGGGCGAGGGCGACGGCACUGUCAAUCUCCUGAGCACGGGCUACAUGUGCGCCAGGGGCUGGCACAUCAAGCGCUACAAUCCCGCCGGCGUGAAAGUCAAGGUGUUUGAGAUGCCGCAUGAGCCUGAUCGGUUCUCGCCGCGCGGCGGGCCCAACACAGGCGACCACGUCGACAUUCUUGGUCGGGCGUCUCUCAACGAGUUGAUCCUCCGCGUUGCCGGCGGCCACGGCGACGAGAUCGAAGAGACCUUUGUCUCGCGCAUUCGGGAAUACGCGGAUCGUGUCCAGAUUUAUGAAGAGUAA